Messenger RNA from Syngnathus typhle (broad-nosed pipefish), 3537 nucleotides. RefSeq names its product malonyl-CoA decarboxylase (gene mlycd). Gene Ontology annotation, biological process: fatty acid biosynthetic process; positive regulation of fatty acid oxidation; acetyl-CoA biosynthetic process. Gene Ontology annotation, molecular function: malonyl-CoA decarboxylase activity. The transcript is spliced from 5 exons. The record is from RefSeq and is a predicted model, not a curated record. Gene Ontology annotation, cellular component: peroxisomal matrix; mitochondrial matrix. Bases 64 to 1578 code for a protein of 504 amino acids. Lineage: Eukaryota; Metazoa; Chordata; Actinopteri; Syngnathiformes; Syngnathidae.
AAACAGUUACGGUCUACGUUAUCAAGCCUUGGGUCCAUAAACAACCCGUGAUCCCUCCCAGCAAUGCUAUCCCAACCCGCAAUGUGUGCUUUUCGUGCCAGUCUGAAGUGUUGGCGACAUUGGGCUGUCCGAAAAGCUACUCUGGGGUUGUUGGACUUCGGCAAGUGCCGUUGGUUGUCUUCACCAUCAAGUAGAGCCGUUACUGGUAUGGAGGAAAUAUUGGCAAGAGUCGUAUCACCUUUACCGACAUACGAAACAAGAGAGAAAUCUCCGCCUCCUCCAGAAGCCAACAGCUUGGAGUUCAUGCAUUUCUACACAAGUCUUGACAAGGAAGAAAAACUAAAUUUUCUGGCAAAGCUCUCACAUGAAUUUGGAGUGGAUCAUAAAAGCGUUUCGGAGUUCGCUGGGAAGCUUCUACACACCCAACUCAGGGACUUGGCGACCAUUUUGCAGGUGGAGGACAGACUUCGAUAUAGCUUGACACCCCGAUAUAAGCAGCUUCUGAACCACAUAAGCAAGGUGGAAGGGGGGGUGAAGUUUCUGGUUGACCUUAGAGCCGACGUGCUUGAAAUUAUCUCAUCCAAAAGUAGCGAGAGCCCUCACUUAAGGGACCUGAAUGGAACCCUGAAGAGCUUGCUGUCUGAGUGGUUCUCUGUCGGUCUACUCCGACUAGAGCGGAUCACUUGGCAGUCACCCUGUGAGAUCCUACAAAAGAUCAGCCAGUAUGAGGCGGUGCACCCUGUUAGGAACUGGGCUGAUCUGAAACGCAGAGUGGGGCCAUACCGUCGUUGCUACGCCUUCACCCAUGCCGCAAUGCCCGGGGAGCCUCUGGUCGUGCUGCAUGUAGCCCUCACCGAUGAAAUCUCAGACAACAUACAGAGUAUUGUUCGGGAAUUUUCAGCCCUGGACCUGGAAGAAGAUGUAAACAAGGUAAAUGCAGCAAUCUUCUACUCCAUCUCCUCCACCCAAGCUGGUCUACAAGGUGUUGAGCUGGGAAACUAUCUCAUCAAGCGGGUGGUGCGGGAACUGCAGAGUGAGUUUCCCCACAUGGCCCAGUUUUCCAGCCUAUCCCCCAUUCCAGGCUUUUCCCUGUGGCUUCAAGGCCUCCUGAGCCAGUACCGGAAAGAAGGACGUGCCUCGGACCUCCUCUCUGAGCAGGAGUGGGAGGAAAUGAGGCAAUUCACUGACCUAUCCUCAGACGCUAGUGCCAUAGAUGCCCUUCGCAUGUUAAUAGCCACCGGUGAAUGGAUGCGCUCCGAACGUCUCUCGCGUUUACUGGAGCCUGUCCUGAUGCGACUUUGUGCCUGGUAUCUUUACGGGGAGAAGAGGCGAGGUUAUGCACUUAACCCAGUGGCCAACUUCCACCUUCAAAAUGGCGCUACCAUGUGGCGGCUCAACUGGCACGCAGACACAAGCCCAAAAGGCGUGUCCAACUCCUGCGGGAUUAUGGUGAACUAUCGUUACUUCUUGAAUGAGACGUCAAAAAACAGCGCUCUUUACUUGCAGAAUAAAGUCAUCUUGGCAUCAGAUGAAGUUCUCGGAUUGGUCUCGCAAUUUCAGAAAAACAGUAAACUCUGAAAAAAGACACCGUGUGCAUUUAUGAAUCCAGAGUAACGCCUGCACGAUAAAAUAAUCUGCUUUUGGUUGCGGGCCAGCUUGGUGAGCAUCCUCUACUGGUUUUGUUGGCUCAUUUGAAGUACAUUCAUGGGUUAGGUGUUUGCAUCUGGUUGGCUUAGUAGUUGAUGAUAAGAGACUGCAGCUAAUGAAGCACCCUGCAUCUUUAUACGAUUUAGCGUGUUCCAGGAUAACAGUGUAAUGGUUUAAGUAGGAGCAACGAAGCUGUGCAGCUACUGGAAUAAAUGGUCCGUACACUUUGUUGCAGUUUCUUAGAAAACAAUAAGGGAGCGCAUAGAGUAUCGUUUUAAUGUCUAAAAAACACCUGCUGUUAUGCUUCACAUGCUUCACUUUCCCACAAAUGAACUUCAAAUCCUCCAAAACACAAACAAAAGAUGUUUCUAUUACCGUAUUUUCCAGACUAUAAGGCGCACCUUCAAUGAAUGGCCUAUUUUAAAACUUUGUCCUUCUAUAAGGCGCACCAUUAAUGCGUCACGUCAGAUUUUUAAUCCAAAUCGAUCUCAAUUUUAUCUUUAUUUCAACUUCAGAUGCAACAAAUUACUUUAUAAUCACAAAAUAAUGAUCCAUAGUCUUUUUGAUUUAUGAUUCAUAGUCUUCAGCGGGCCACUUAUGAUUGAUUUCAUGACACAAUGCUUCCGGACAGUUUAAAUUUAGGAAUUUAGUCCAUAUAUAAGGCGCACCGGACUAUAAGGGGCACUGUCGGCUUUUGAGUAAAUUUUAGGUUUUUAGGUGCGCCUUAUUGUCCGGAAAAUACAGUAAUACUUUUGUACCUUCUGGAUGACCCCAGAUGUUAGGGGGGCUAAAUGUUAUGGUAACAAGUGAGGCUUUUAUUAUCCUGUCACUGUCAAAUUCAGGAAAAAUGUUUGAAAUUAAUAGACGUAAUCCAUCCACAUAAAUCAUUUGCGGGGCAGUAAAGUAUGUCAGACCGUGACAAUAAACAUAGAACAUGACUUUAAUUAUUUUUACGAUCUAUUGUGACCUUCGUAGUUCACCAGUUUCUCACCUGAAGCGUUAGGAAGGAUCCGCUUGAUGUAUUUCCCCCCUUUUUCUUCCGAUAAUUUUGCUGACACACACAGCACCGAGCUCCCCCAGAGAGCCAUCGGUGCUGUUCUAACAGUUCUGUGCAGGUGCCAAGGAGGACUCAUAUCGGCCCACACCCCAUUGUUGUGAAAUAAUACAUCGCAGCAAGUUGACUGUGAAAUUACAUUUUAUGUCUCCAAGGAGCCAAACUUUCUUCUCUUUUUUUUCUUACCGUGCUUUUUCUCCACCCUUUUCUCUCACAGUGCUGCUCUAUGUCCUGAAACUAAUGGAGUGAGAAAUAAAAUUAAAGUAAAUGGUUAGAUUGAUGGGGUUCAAUUGUGAAGCAGGGGGGAGGAGAACAAAGAACCAUAAAAAGGACUGUUGGUUAUAGGAUGCCCUUGAGAGACCUGUUUGUCUCUUCAAACGCCCGCGGUGCUCCAUGCACGUGUGGAGUGGGUACCAGUGGGAAAAAAAAACUGUGCCAUAUUUAAUUAUUUCUUUAAAUAAAUAACCAUAAAGCAGUUUUUGAGGAAAUCAACUGUAAUUCAUCAUUUUUGAAAUAUUAUUGAAUGCUGUACAGUUAGUUUUUUUUUUUUUGUCAGUCUGGCAUUUCCUGUAGGAGAAAGAAGACAAAUUGCUUGUUCAGUGAGUGGUUACAGCACUGUAAUUUGAUUUAUCGAUACAUCCCAUCCCUCAAAUGCAAUGAUACUGGAGGUAUUUUAACAAUACAAGUUAAUAGACAAAAUGCAGAUAAAAAAAGAAAGCCGAAAUCCUAAUUCACAUCCCAACAAGAAUCAUCUUGCCUUCUGUUCUUCCUACAGCGGUGUUUGCCAAUGUGCUGACCUAUGUGCAUAUGUGAAAAUAAUAAAAUCUCUUUGUGCA